AAUCAAUACCAUCGUACAACACAAACAUGUACUCCAAGGUCAUAGUAUUCUUGUGCGCCGCGGGCAUCGCCUCCGCUGGUAAUCUGCUCCACGCAGCUCCCGUGACAUACGCGGCUGCCCCCGCUGUCGCUACAUACGCUGCUGCUCCCGUGGUUGCCAAGACACUCGCCCCUGCCGUCUCCUACCAGUCGAUCUCCACUCACUCCGCACCUGUGGCCUACGCUGCCGCCGCUCCCGCUGUCCAAUACGCCGCGGCUCCAGUAGUUGCUAAGACAUUGGCUCCUGCUGUAUCCUACCAGUCAAUCUCUACCCACUCUGCACCAGUAGCCUACGCUGCAGCCGCACCCGCUGUCCAAUACGCCGCAGCACCUGUAGUCGCCAAGACACUCGCACCUGCCGUCUCAUACCAGUCGAUCUCCACCCACUCUGCCCCUGUAGCCUACGCUGCAUCCCCAGUAAUUGCCAAAACUUAUGCUGCCCCCGCACUCUCUUAUGCCGCAGCUCCAGUUGUUGCAAAAGCCGUAGCCCCAGCAGUGUCUUACCAAACCAUCUCCACUCACUCUGCUCCUGUGGCAUACGCCAAGACCUAUGCUGCGCCCGCUUUGACUACCUACUCCGCUGCUCCUCUGGUCACUAAAGCCGUUGCUCCCGUGACUUACGCCGCUGCCGCACCCGCUAUCUCUUAUGCGGCUGCCCCAGUACUGAAAUCCGCGGUCGCUUACUCCGCCGCUCCCGCCGUUUCCCACGUAUCCUACUCUACCCUUGGUGCUAGCUACGAUCUUGCUAUCAAGAUUUCUGUUAUCUUUGUGCCGUUGAACUCACCAACAAACAACACAAACAUGUACACCAAGAUCGUAGUCGUCCUUUGCGCGGCGAGCAUCGCCUCCGCUGGGAACAUUCUCCAUACGGCUCCCGUAGCAUCGUAUGCCGCUCCAGCCAUUACCACAUAUGCGGCUGCACCCGUCGUCACUAAAACUCUCGCUCCUGCUGUCUCUUACCAGUCAAUUUCGACACACUCUGCUCCUAUUGCAUACGCAGCAGCUCCCGCUGUCCAAUACGCCGCAGCUCCAGUGGUUGCUAAAACCUUGGCUCCCGCUAUCCAAUACGCCGCGGCUCCAGUAGUUGCUAAGACUUUGGCUCCCGCUGUGUCUUACCAAUCGAUCUCCACUCGCUCCUCUCCAGUAGCCUAUGCUGCAGCCCCCGCUGUACAAUACGCCGCAGCUCCCGUGGUUGCCAAGACAUUGGCUCCUGCGGUUUCCUACCAAUCGAUCUCAACCCAUUCUUCACCCUUGGCAUACGCCGCUGCAGCUCCCCUGAUCGCUAAGACCUAUGCUGCCCCCGCAGUGACGACCUAUGCUGCUGCUCCCCUAGUUACUAAAACUAUUGCUCCCGCUGUAUCGUACGCUGCUGCCGCACCCGCCAUCUCUUACGCGUCUGCACCUGUACUCAAGUCUGCACUAACCUACUCUGCUGCCCCCGCCGUCUCUCAUGUCUCAUAUUCGGGACUAGGAGCGAGCUACGGCUGGUAAAUAUGAGUAUAUUUAAAAUUUACACUAAAUUAUAAUA
Messenger RNA from Achroia grisella, 1566 nucleotides. Its product is annotated as calphotin-like. Lineage: Eukaryota; Metazoa; Arthropoda; Insecta; Lepidoptera; Pyralidae. Bases 27 to 1529 code for a protein of 500 amino acids. The record is from RefSeq and is a predicted model, not a curated record. The transcript has 5 exons.